ACCUUAGGAUUAGGUAAUUAAGGUUAGUCCUAAUAGCUAGACGUUGAAUAAGCUUAGUAUUGCCUAGCUAAAGCACUUUAAUACCUAUACAAAAGACUAGAAGGUGGGUGCACACAGGCUGCUAAUUGUGGACGGCCAUGAGAGCCACAGCUCACAUGAAUUCCACAAACACUGUGAGGAAGAGAAGAUUAUUGUUCUCUGUAUGCCUGCUCACUCGUCGCACCUGCUGCAGCCACUUGAUGUAGGUUGCUUUUUGCCUUUGAAGCGGGCAUAUGGUGAUGAGAUUAGUGGCUUAGCAUGGUACAGCUCUAAGCAGAUUAAGAAGGAGGCUUUCCUACCAGCCUUUAAAGCAGCUUUUAAGAGGUUAAUUAUGAAGGAGAACAUCUGUGCAGGCUUUAGGGGCGCUGGACUAGUUCUACACAACCUAGAGGCGGUGAUAUUAAAGCUUGAUGUGGUCCUUUCAGAGAGUCUUACAGUAGGUGAGGUAGCUAAUUUAAUAGCUAAAAGGGAGGGUAGUGGGCAGCAGGGGGGCAGAGAGCCUGCAAAGAAGGUGCGCACACAGAGGCGUUGCGGACGUUGUGGAGAGACUAGCCACAACACUCGCACCUGUGCAGUUGAAAUUGUCAAUGCAUCUAAUAAUAAUAAGUCUAAAUAGUAUCUCUAUCACCUGCAAAUUGUAGUAAGUGGUGGUGGUGUUGCAGCAUAUGCAUUGCAAUCAUCUUAACUCUGUUAGGUGGACCACUUGCUUGGGUUGGACCGCUCGCUUGUGAA
Molecule: messenger RNA, 771 nt
Organism: Didymella exigua CBS 183.55
Lineage: Eukaryota; Fungi; Ascomycota; Dothideomycetes; Pleosporales; Didymellaceae
Exons: 2
Coding region: 203-655 (150 amino acids)
Molecular function (GO): nucleic acid binding
Source: RefSeq, a predicted model, not a curated record